UUUCGCUUUAGCUCCAACGACCCCUAAUUAUUACCUAUUAGGUAUUAUUCUAGUCGUGUGGUUCCGUUACACGGGUGACUAACUACCUCCUACCUACCUCCUAGAGGUAUUCUAAUAUUUAAAUAAAUAUUCAAGUCAAGUCCCAUCCGGUCUCUCUUUCUAUUACAGAACAUUUCUUAGAACCUUAUACCUUAUCACUUAUACCUUAUACCCUAUACUUAAUUUAUCACGAUACCCACACAUCAAGACAAGACAAGACAAGACCGUCUCACCGACAAGACAAUCUUUUACCAUUGACCUCUAUUCUGCUAUUAUACAUUAUACAGUUUUAAUAACACACACUCCGCCUCCGAGUUAACACUUCCUCCCCCGCCGUUCCCUAUGAGCGAAACUACAGUCGUCGUAGAAACGCUCGCAGAGCGACGAGCUAGACACCACGAGGCCGAUGUCGUAAUAGUCGGUGCCGGCGUCUUCGGGUGCGCCGCUGCAUAUGCUCUAGCCGAGCAGGGCAGGAGUGUUAUCCUCCUCGAGAGAUGGUUGAAAGAGCCCAACCGAAUCGUCGGCGAGUUGAUGCAGCCAGGCGGUGUAAACUCUCUCCGGAAGCUGGGCUUAGGUCACACCAUCGACGACAUCGACGGCCAGCCGUGCCACGGCUUCAACGUCUUCUUCUACGGCAAAGACGUCCGCAUGCCCUACCCGAGGAUACAAGGUCUGCUCGGUCUAGGCGGAGACGAGAAGGCAAACGGGAACGGUAACGCAAAGGUGAAGAGCGACGAGCCGCCGCGGCCCCAGGGACGAAGCUUUCACCACGGCCGCUUCAUCUCACAGUUACGCAAGGCCUGUCUCAGCCACCCCAACAUCAGCGUAUUCGAGACAGAAGCCGUAGACACCGUCAAGGGCGACCACAACCCAGAAAUCCUGGGCGUCGAGACGCGAACCGUCAAUGCCACCACCGGCGAGAAAGAGCCCGACUACUUCUUCGGACAAUUAACUAUCAUCGCCGACGGCUACGCCUCUCGCUUCCGCAAGCAAUACAUCAACGAAACUCCGAUAGUCCGCAGCAAGUUCUACGCCCUCGAACUCAUCGACUGCCAACUCCCCAGCCCCGGCUACGGCCACGUCAUCAUCGGCGCCCCUAGUCCAGUCCUCAUCUACCAGAUCGGCACCCACGAGACCCGCAUCCUAGUCGACGUCCCCGAGAAACUCCCCGACGCAGCCCCGGCCAACGGCGGCGUCCGCGGAUACAUGUCCAAGGUCGUCCUGCCCGCCCUCCCCGCCUCCGUCCAACCCUCCUUCCAAGCCGCCCUCGACCGCGACUCCAAGAUCCCGCAGAGCAUGCCCAACAGCUGGCUCCCGCCCACCAAGCAAUCCUCCACCCCGGGCCUGGUCAUCCUCGGCGACGCGAUGAACAUGCGCCACCCGCUGACGGGCGGCGGCAUGACGGUCGCCCUCAACGACGUCGUCCUCCUGCGCGACCUGCUCGCCGACAUCCCGGACCUGUCGGACUGCGCGGCCGUCGCGCGCGCCAUGGACACGUUCCACUGGCGCCGCAAGAAGCUGACCGCCAUCAUCAACGUGCUGGCCAUGGCCCUGUACAGCCUGUUCUCGGCGCGCAACGAGGAGCUGGCCAAGCUGCAGCGCGGGUGCUUCGCGUACUUCGAGCGCGGCGUCACGCGCGAGCCGAUGGGCAUGCUGGGCGGGCUGAUACCGGACCCGCUGGUGCUGGCGUACCACUUCUUCUCGGUGGCGUUCGUGGCCAUCUGGCUGGAUUGGAAGGCGACGGGGCUCUGGAAGGUGCCGCUGCUGCUUUGGAAUGCGUUUUGGAUCCUGUGGACGGCUAGUCGGGUGUUUUUGCCCGUCAUGUAUCGGGAGGCGUUUGUGUAGAUGGAUGGAUGGGUGUUGAUAAUGCAUGCAUGGCCAGAUGUUAACGCGACGAUGGUUCGAAGAGGGACUUUUGGUCUUGGUAUACCCUGAAGAAGAAGAAGUAGGAACGUGGACUUGGACUUGGACUUUGAGGUCCGCUUUCGAGUGAUUAUGAGAAAGAGGGGGUGUGUUUGCCUUAGACGAUGAUAACAUACAUACAUACAUGCAUACAUGCGUCUCUGCUCGGUAUAUCUGGGCUCGAUACCAGUCGCCCAGCGAAGAAGAAGAGAAAGAGACAGACACGAGAGGAAAAUGAAGAUUAGAUGUACGGCUUAACGGAUAUAUAUAUCAGUAUUUAAUUCUAAUGAUUCAAAUGAGAUUGACUGACAA
This is a messenger RNA of Daldinia vernicosa, 2253 nucleotides long. Its product is annotated as SE-domain-containing protein. The record is from RefSeq and is a predicted model, not a curated record. Lineage: Eukaryota; Fungi; Ascomycota; Sordariomycetes; Xylariales; Hypoxylaceae. Gene Ontology annotation, biological process: ergosterol biosynthetic process. The transcript has a single exon. The coding region runs from base 382 to 1884 and encodes 500 amino acids. Gene Ontology annotation, molecular function: flavin adenine dinucleotide binding; squalene monooxygenase activity. Gene Ontology annotation, cellular component: endoplasmic reticulum; membrane.